Messenger RNA from Gossypium raimondii (Peruvian cotton), 981 nucleotides. RefSeq lists its product as uncharacterized. The transcript is spliced from 6 exons. The record is from RefSeq and is a predicted model, not a curated record. NCBI's taxonomy places the organism in Eukaryota, Viridiplantae, Streptophyta, Magnoliopsida, Malvales, Malvaceae. Bases 250 to 867 code for a protein of 205 amino acids.
GGUUUUUCACAGACAACAUAAGGAAGUAGACAAGCAUGAUGAUGAGUUCAAAUAACAUGGAGUGUUCCGCUAAAUCGAAGGAAGAAGAAGAGAUCACCAAAAUAAGUCUUAUGAGAAGCUUGGUUGAAACACAAGAUCCUUCUUCCAAGGCAAAAUCAUGAUUUCUUCUGUUAUGUCAAAAUUAUGAUUGGAAAAUUGAACCAGAAGUCCGACAAGUUGAACUUUCGCUUCUUGUAGGAAGUAGAUGAUAUGACAAUACGAAGAUUUCUAAGAGCUCGUGAAUUAGAUGUGGAGAAAGCAUCGAGCAUGUUCCUCAAGUACCUGAAAUGGAGACGAAGCUUUGUUCCUAAUGGUUUCAUUUCUCCAUCAGAACUCACACAUGAAAUCCAACAGAACAAGAUGUUUUUGCAAGGUUCCGACAAGAAAGGACGACCUAUUUCUGUUCUUCUUGCUGCAAGACAUUUCCAGCAUAAUGGCGGCCUCGACGAAUUCAAGCGUUUUAUAGUCUACAUUUUCGACAAAAUAUUGGCCAGGAUGCCUCCAGGACAAGAUAAAUUUAUUGUGAUCGGAGAUCUUGAAGGUUGGGGAUAUGCAAAUUGCGACAUCCGGGCAUACCUUGCUGCUCUAUCUCUCCUGCAGGAUUACUACCCGGAAAGAUUAGGAAAGAUGUUCAUAGUGCAUGCACCCUACGUUUUCAUGGCGGCCUGGAAAAUUGUUCACCCUUUCAUCGACGUCAAAACCAGGAAGAAGAUAGUAUUCGUUGAGAACAAAAGCCUGAAAUCAACAUUGCUUGAAGAAAUAGACGAGAGCCAACUGCCAGAAAUGUAUGGUGGCACAUUACCAUUGAUUCCCAGUCAAGACAGCUAAAAAGCUGUUUGUUAAAGAAGCUUUAAGGGAAUAUUGAAUGUCGUUUUUUUAUAGUUUAUGUUUAAGAUUUGUAGCUGUUUUUUUUAAUAAUGUUAUCUUUGAAAUUUAAAUCUA